Molecule: messenger RNA, 12153 nt
Organism: Myxocyprinus asiaticus (Chinese sucker)
Lineage: Eukaryota; Metazoa; Chordata; Actinopteri; Cypriniformes; Catostomidae
Product: dihydropyrimidinase-related protein 2-like
Exons: 14
Coding region: 3115-5046 (643 amino acids)
Cellular component (GO): cytoplasm; cytosol
Molecular function (GO): hydrolase activity, acting on carbon-nitrogen (but not peptide) bonds, in cyclic amides
Source: RefSeq, a predicted model, not a curated record
UACCUGGUUUUAAUUUUAUUAAAAUUCAUCAGUUUAAAUGGACUGUAGAGCUAAGCUGGCUCCUCAGUGCAUGACUAAACUGCCCUCUAGUGGCAGAGAUUGGAAAUGAAGGGUGUGCCUGGAUGACUCAUGACAAGAAAGAAGAUGGAUGGAUGGAUGGAUGAAUAGAUGGAUGGUGAAUAAGUGUCAUCAGUAUUCCAAAAUAUUGUGGUAUCUCUUUAUGCAUACAUUCGUCUACAACUAUAAAUCUGUUGCACAGUUAGUCUCAGUCAGGUUCAUCAGAUCAUGACUUGUGGUGCAGAAGCCAAAUCUGAUGAGUCAGCAAUGGCUGCAACAUGCAGGGCACAACACCACUGCAAAAUCACAAUGUGAAUUAGGCCUAUCUGUCAUUUUUGUGAUUUCCAAGAAUUUCAACUAUAUUCUGCAUAUUUGAGUGGUUGUUCAGUAGCAUCCACAUUUGUUUGAACUGUGAUUAACUGCAUUCUAUAGUGCUUUCUAUCUAACAGCUUCCUCUUGAAUGUUGGUUGUCCUACAUCUUUUUCUUUCUAAGGACUUGUAUGUAAAUUAAGGCUAUUUAAAUAAACAGGACUAUAGCCUUAGCAUUAAAGAGAAUUAAUUGAAAAUAAGAGGUAUUAAAUAGGACUUAACUUUGAGUUUUAUAUUACAAUUUUAAUGUCUAGUAAGGGCUGCCUCCCAGUAACCCAUGGCAACCGUACAAACUGUUGGAGGAGGAGCUGCAAUUGAAUUGUCUUGUAGUGAUUGGCUGAAACAGGUGUCCUGAGGUUCUGUAGUGAAUGACGACGGAAGUAUGCAUGUUUGUGUGUGUGUGUGUGUGUGUGUGUGUGUGUGUGUGUGUGUGUGUGUGUGUGUGUGUGUGUGUGUGUGUGUGUGUGUGUGCAGUGCUUCAACAACUCAGGACCAUUAUCUAAGCUACACAAUGACCCCUAGGGACCGCUCUAUUAACCGGAAAGUGGUUUGGAGAAAUGUAUUAAAUAUGUUCACUCUUUACUGCAUCAGUCAUACAUGCAUUAUUAAUGGGAUGGAUCCUUUGUUUGUUUCUUUACCCAGACUAUCUUUCUCUCUCUUUUCCCCUCAGUCCAACAGUAGCCAAAGCACAAACUCUUUUAUUCGCGUGUUAGGGCACACGUUGUUGUUAUGGAAACUGGGAUUUUGGAUCUAUUAUUAUGAGGCCGCUUUGGAGAAGUGAAAAUAAUGGUCUUGUGUCUGCACUGCAAUUUGGAUUGUUCACUGAAAUAUGUGCUGCCGCCCAAGAAUCUUUUAUAGAUGUUUUUUAUUGAUAUAAAUAGGGUAGCCUACUUGCCAAAACGUGAUGAGAACAGCUACAUAACAUUUUUGUUUACCCUUACUUGAACGCAAACUCUUAAAACUUCGAAACAAGCGUAUUUUAAGGCUUUAAAGAUUUUUUUUCUUGUCCACAAAACAAUGUAACCAAAGUCAGGGGCUGUUCAUAUCGAACGCGUCUUUGCGCUAAAAAGGCUGAGGCUGACGUGACGUCGUCGUCGUCGUUGUUGUUGUUUUCAACAGUUAAAGUUAUUUUAAAGGUGCCAAUUCUUUUUUCUACUUUUCUAUUUUUUAUUUUUUUUUAUUUAUUUAUUUAUUUUUUUUAAAUAAAAUGCAAGCAGAAAAUGUCCAUAUUCCUCAAAUAUAUCAAUGAAACGGAUACAAUGAAAUAUCACAUCUGUCGCUGUGACAUCUCUCUGUAAACGGUGGGGGGAAAUAAUAAUAAUAUAGCCUAUUUAUAUUGGCCGCGGUCCGCGGUCAGUGUGAUGGUUGUUAAUACUCGUUAAAUUUGAGAACGCUAUUGUGUUACGUGAAGUUCCAGAAUUGUUAAAUUGCUUGCUGCACCUUGAAAGGAAUAUUCCGGGUUCAGUACAAGUUAAGCUCAAUCGACAUUUGUCACAUUAUGCACAAUGCAACUCGUCCCAACUUUUCUUUAAAAAAUGUUUUGGGCGGGACGGUCAAGACGUCCGUGUUCGGUGUGAACGGGCCCCUUGGCCCACACGGAAAGCGUUCUUGCGUUAAAAACAGCUACGGAGCUUAAUGGAAUGGAACGUGGGGAACUCGAAAGGUGUCAACUAUUUAAACUUGAUGCAACGCCCAUGGCUCGAAACGUUCAAAUAAAUAAAUAAAUAAAUAAACAGCGAGAGGCGAGGUAACGGCCAGCACAAAAAGCAUAGAAGAACGGAAGAACGCUGGUGAACGGCCCCUGUAGUCACAUAAACAUUAAAUUAAAGCCACGUCAGUGAUUCGUCGCGGAUCUGGCGUGUGGUGCUGAAAGGACAGCGCCCUUAACUUUCAACCUGCAUGGGCGUGGCACUUCAACUAGGCUACUCGUGGAGCAAUGAUUCGUUAUAACACCACAAAAGAAAAAGGAAUUGUGCAGUCAUACAUUCAGUAAACCUAAUGUACAUAUUUGUCUCCUCACACAUCUACCAUUUCAGCCGUGUUCAUGGGCGUGUUCACCAAUCAUAUUGUCUAUGCCAACAAUGGUGUCGCACAGCACAAAGGAUAUUAAGUAGGAAAAAAGAGCCCUUAGAUAUGGACUCAUUGCAUCUUUAACCCUCAAAAAUCCGCAUCACUUCCGUUGUUUCACUUCUCAGCCCUCCAGCAGAGCGUCACCACAUACACUGUUCUCACAUCUACGGUAACAUCAUCUCUGAAUUUUCUGCAAUCUACAAUCUGACAUCACUUAAAUUUAUCACUUUUUUUUGUUUGUUUGUUUUUUUUUUUAAUUCCUCGGAUAAUGUAUCAAAUGUAAUACAUUUAACAGUUUGCGUUAUUUGCGCAAAUUCUUAAGGUUUUGUGUUGUUCAACAGAUUGGAGAAAAUUGUUGUUUAUAAAUGAGUAAGCAUAAAUUUUCUAAUAGCGUUUUCAAAAGCAAAUUAAUAUGUACGGUUGAAUGGUAAUGAAACCCAGCAUAAAAGAAAAAAAGAGAGAGAGAGAGAGAGAGAGAGAGAGAGAGAAAAUAAGAAUCAUACCGUCUGACCAUAUGAUGCUGUUUCUAGUGUUGACAGAGCAUCCUCCUCUGGUCUAACAGGAGGUUUACAUGCCUUUGCACACAGAAUAGUUCUCUAACAGAAUUCACUGAGAGAAAUGUCUGCCACCGGAGAUAUGUCUGCCUUCUUCCAGAACAUGGGGAGCUCCAGUCCCAACCAGCCGCGGCAGAAAUUUUGUGGCAUGUUCUGCCCGGUGGAGGGUUCGGCAGAGAACAAGACGCUGGACUUUGACUCGCUGUCCUCAGGGAAAGGUCAAGUGAUAGAGAGGCAGAAGGAUAUCUCUGAAGCACGAAAGGUGGAGAUCAGAAGAAGUGCCGGUAAGGAGAUUCUCCAGAACCUAAACGACGAGAGUGACCGUCUCCUGAUUAAAGGGGCUAAGAUUGUGAACGAUGAUCAGUCGUUCUGUGCCGACAUCUAUAUUGAGGAUGGCUUGAUCAAACAAAUUGGAGAAAAUCUGAUAGUGCCUGGUGGGGUAAAAACCAUCGAUGCUCAUGGGGGCAUGGUGAUGCCAGGUGGCAUUGAUGUGCACACACGCUUCCAGAUGCCCGAUAGGGGCAUGACUGCAGCGGAUGACUUCUACCAAGGCACCCGCGCCGCCCUGGCUGGUGGAACCACCAUGAUCAUUGACCAUGUGGUGCCCGAACCUGGGACGAGUCUGAUCUCUGCCUUUAAUCAGUGGCAUGAAUGGGCGGACAGCAAAGCGUGUUGUGACUACUCCCUCCAUGUGGACAUCACCGAAUGGCAUAAGGGUGUCCAGGAGGAGAUGGAGGCACUCGUCAGAGAUCAUGGAAUUAACUCUUUCCUCGUCUACCUGGCUUACAAAGAUGUCUUUCAGCUCACUGAUUCACAGAUCUAUGAAGUGUUCAGUGUCAUUCGGGAUCUUGGCGCAAUCGCUCAGGUUCAUGCAGAAAAUGGAGACAUCAUAGCUGAGGAACAGCACAGGAUCCUGGAGUUGGGUAUCACUGGACCAGAGGGACAUGUCCUCAGCCAUCCAGAAGAGGUGGAGGCAGAGGCAGUCAACCGCUCUGUAACAGUGGCCAAUCAGACCAACUGCCCUCUUUACAUUACCAAGGUGAUGAGUAAGAGUGCUGCUGAUGUCAUCGCCCAUGCCAGGAAGAAAGGCACCGUUGUGUAUGGAGAGCCAAUCACAGCAAGUCUUGGCACAGAUGGAUCGCACUAUUGGAGCAAGAACUGGGCCAAGGCUGCCGCCUACGUGACGUCCCCACCCUUGAGUCCAGAUCCCACCACACCAGACUAUCUAAACUCACUGCUGUCAUGUGGGGAUCUGCAGGUUACAGGCAGUGCUCACUGUACCUUUAAUACUGCCCAGAGAGCUGUGGGUAAAGAUGAUUUCACCCUUAUCCCUGAAGGAACCAAUGGCACUGAGGAAAGAAUGUCCAUCAUCUGGGACAAAUGUGUGGUAACUGGAAAAAUGGAUGAAAAUCAGUUUGUAGCCGUCACCAGCACCAAUGCAGCUAAGAUCUUCAAUUUGUACCCACGCAAGGGUCGCAUUGCCGUGGGCUCAGAUGCUGACCUGGUGCUUUGGGAUCCUGAUGUUACAAAGAUUAUCUCAGCGAAGAGCCACAAUCUGGCAGUGGAGUACAACAUCUUUGAAGGCACUGAGGUACGCGGGGCGCCCCUGGUGGUCAUUAGCCAGGGAAAAAUCGUUUUGGAGGAUGGGAAUCUCCACACCACUGAGGGAUCCGGCCGGUAUGUGACACGUAAGCCUUUCCCUGACUACGUCUACAAGAGGAUAAAGGCUCGCAGCAGGCUUGCUGAACUGAGGGGUGUCCCCCGGGGUCUCUAUGAUGGGCCAGUCUGUGAAGUCUCGGUGACGCCCAAAGCAGUGACCCCUGCUUCCUCUGCCAAGACCUCUCCGGCCAAGCAGGCAGCUCAACCUGUCCGCAACCUACACCAUUCUGGCUUCAGCCUUUCUGGUGCUCAGAUAGACGACAACAUCCCUCGUCGCAACACCCAACGUAUUGUUGCGCCCCCUGGUGGCAGGGCUAACAUUACCAGCCUGGGCUAGACCUCCCUUCAGCCGACAGGAGAAUAAGGGGUUAGGGGGGAGGGAUGUCUAUAAACGGAGGUGCUCGCUCAGACCACUGUCAUAUCAAGUGCCAAACCCUCCAAAGGGCCUAUGAUUCUCCACUCCCUAGUCUCCCAGCCCCUUACCUCUUGCCCCAUUACCCCUGCUUUCUUUCCUGACCCUACACCACUCCCUAGAGGAGACAUCUAGAAAAAAUUAUUUGCCUCAUUUGAAGAGAAGGAAAAAUGUAACAACCACAUCUGAGCACUUCUGAUUGUAUGAUUUUUAUACUGUACUUUCUGCCCACCAUAAGUCAUGUUAUUAUUUUUGUAUUUAACUUUAUUUUCUUUUGAAAUCAGAGGGAUCAAAUGAGUGUAAUUGAAAGCUGUUGUUUAUCAGUGUUAGGUUAUUAACAAGGCAAGUUGGAGAGUUUACUGGGUUUCUCCUGUCUUUGUUUGUGGCUAAAAGUGUACUAAAUGGAUAGCUCACCUAAACUUGAAAAUUCUGUCAUAAUUUACUCAUUCUCAUGUUGUUCCAAACCUCUAUGACUUUAUUUCUUCUGUGGAACAAAAAGAGGAGAUGUGAGGCAGAAUUUUAGCCUCAGUCAUCAGGUGUUGGGUGUUACAAAGUAAUUAGUUAUUGUAUCUAAUUACUUUUAAGUUAAAAAAAAUAAUAAUGUAACUUAUUACAUUUGAAAAUCUUGUUAUUAGAUUACAGUUACUGAAUUUUAAUUAAGGUAGAUUCUUAAUUAAAUUACUUGGGUUACACAUAUUUUUUAAAUAAUAUUAUGUAAUACAUUUAAAAUAUGAAUUAAUAUGUUCAUAUGUAUGUCUGUUUGUUUCUGUGACAGCUGAAGGUUGUACUACAAUGAGCAAGGAGGAAAUAUAGACAUUAUUUUGAAUUUGUAAAAGGUGUGCUCAGUAAUUUAUUAUUUUAAGUUUUACUCCUAAAUAAAUUAUUUGUAAUUUUUAAACAUAUGAAUAAAACCAUGAUAACUCAAAUGAGAUGAAGACUCACAGUCAUAGCAGUAAAAUUAUAAAAGCAGUUUUCAUCUACACAGAGAGGGUCCCCUCAUGGGGGGGCCAUGUUAUGAUCACAUGACCAUAGAAUACUAUUCACUUAAUCUCAGUAACCAUCUUGUUAUUGGACUCUUUAACUCUUGGAUUAAAUUAAUCAUAGCUGACUGUGAAUAAUGAAUUUCUACAUGACAUCUUACAUCAUUUUGAAUGAUGCUGUGUCCACGCCACUGUAAGUCCAAGAUAGCACAUGCAAAAAUAGUUACUAUGUGCAUCUUCAAGUGGAAAAACAAAAAUGUUUCUGUGAAAAGUGUUUUAGAAAGUAACUUAAAAGUCAUUUUUAAUGUGAUUUUUUUUCUUUUUUCUUUUUUGUUUUUUAUGAAGUAAUCAGUAAAGAAACUUGAUUACAAUUUUGAAAAGUAAUUAGUAAUUUGUAGGGUAUUACUUUUUUAAGUAGCUUGCCCAACACUAAUCACCAUUCACAUUUAUUGUAUGGAAAAAGGAUGCAAUGAAAGUGAAUGGUGACUAAGAUUGAACAUUCUGUCAUACACCUUUUGUGUUCCACAUUACUGUAUAAAGAAAGUUAUAUGAUUUUGGAACAACAUGAGGGUGAAUAAAUGAUGACAGAAUUUUCAGUUUGGGGUAAACUAUCCCUUUAAGACAGGUAGGAACGUCAUUAUUCUUGAAUGUCUCAUUAGGUUAUAAUAGCCUUUUUGACCAGUAUGAACAGCUGACCAUAUUCCACCCAUGACAUUCAAUGCGAUAAUUUCCAAACCCAGUUAAUAAAAGAAAGCUUUUCCAGUGGUUAACCCACAAGACUGGGUAAUUGAAAUCCACAAGUUGUUUCACAACCAGAGAUAUUUAUGCGUUGCACUUUGAAUGUUAAUGAAGAAGAAACCGCAUGUAAAAACAAGCAGUGAGCUAAGCUGGAGAAAACAAGACUGCAAGAGAAUGCCUUUGUUUUGGCCGCAAGUCUCAUUUCGAAGUAAACACAUAAACAUUUUUUUGUUUGUUUGUUUGUUUUUUGUUGUAUAAGCUGCUUUAAAGGUGCACUCAGCGAUUCCUGAGAAACACUGUAGAUAUUCAAAGUCAGCUGCCAAAACAAACACACCCCUCCCUUCAUUGCUCCUUUGGAAGCUCCGCCCCCCAAAUUCAUGCACAUGAGACGGUUUUAUGUACACCAGCUCCAGACACUCACAACUCUCCUGCUACUAAAUCUAACAUCACAACAACAGCAUAUAUGGGUUCUGUGAAACAUAGCAAAAUUUAUGUUGCCCACCUAUCGAGAAGAAGAAGAGCAACUUCUUCAUCCGUCUUUAAGCCUUUUACCUCUCGGAGGUCUCUCCACCACUGAAAAGCCUCGCCGAUGUUGACGUGGCUCCUAGCCCUCGACUUAGCAUAAUUGUUCUUUUUUUAGUUUAUAUUCAUCUGACCUUUUUCUCUUGGUCUGUUUCUCAGCCAUUUGUCCUCCUUGGAGUUUCGAAAGCUCGCAUCAGCCAGAUUUGCUGUCGCUCUUCUAAUGAAUUUCCCUCUUGCUCUGCCCCCAUCCCCCAUCCUGUGCACAUGCAAGAACCACCCCCUGUUGCUGACUGGCUGGAGUAGUGUUGUGUGAAUCGGUCUGAUCCACUUUGUUUUUGUCCCAUUUACAGAGCCAGGGCUGUGUGCAAAUACUAGAUUUUUUUUUCAGUCCACCCACAGAAUGGACAGCUAGCAGACUGUGAGGAGAUAUUUGCAGAAUUUGACAAAAAGUAUAUUGGAUUAGAAUUACUGAGUGCACCUUUAAAUCCUAAAGGUUCCAUCCAUGAAAGUGAGGUUUGUAUUUGGCAGUGAAUGAAUAGUGAACUGUUAAGACACUCUGAGAGGUUGUAGAAACUGAACCCCUCAUAAAGACAAACUUCUGGAAGCGUUCUUGGCACAUUUGCAGCAGGUGCAAUACAUUCUAGGCACAGUUAAUAGCUAGAGAAAGUGACGAGUUUAGGUCAAGUAUAAAGAUGCAGUCGCACAAGGCUUUGAACAUGCAAAAUUACUUUGGACACUGUAACGAUUAUGGGAUAUGUUGGCACGCUCUAGGGGAUCUAUUUUUAAUUAAAAUAAAUCAUAAAUAAAAAUAAAUAAUAAUACAUUCAGAAUGUUAAAAUAUACAAUUCCCACAACAACAUUGCAAACCAUAGAGCUUUGAAGUUUCUAUUCCUUGUAUUGAGCCAAGAGAUCAAUCUGUAAGGUCUACAUCCUCUAUACAAAUUCCUUAAUUAAGGCUAUGCGAACUUUGGUACUCAGUGGAAGAUGAAAUUUCAAAGGGAGCACAUAGUCUAGUGUGAUCACACUGUAAAAGGAUAGUUGUUGUUGAAACAACAUUAGGGUGAGUGAAUGAUGACAUUAUUUGAAUUUUAGGAUGAAUUGUCCCUUUAAGAUUAAAGAGGAACUCUCUUUCUUGGUGUUACUCCACUAGUGAAGAACAUGUAAAGAUGGUGUGACACUGUGAAAUUAAAAACAAUUUCCUAAUGUUUGAGAGUAUUACGACCUAAAAACCCAGUCAAGUGCUGCCUGGUUGCCGUGCACUGCAAAUGUGCCAUAAGACCUUUAACCCCAAAUUUUACGCAGUAUUAAGUGACUAUGCAGCUACUCUCUGUGUCAGUAAAUGUGAUUUCACAGAAACGAAUGACUUCUUUUUUGUAUGUUCAACUCCAAGCUGUGCCUGAGCUGUACUGAUCCCUUUGAGUAGUCCAGUGUAAGCUUGUUCAUGUUUUUUGUUGAAAGAAUUGAAAGCCUGUUUAAUGUAAUGAUACAAAGGUGCCAGAUUGUUCUCAACUCCUUUUCAUUGUACUUUUGCAAGACUUGAUUUGUCAAAGCACCAUUCCUAACGAUUAGAUGAUGUCCAUUUUAGUGUCGUAAUGAAAUACUUAAAAUUGUCAUAAUAUCACAAAAAAUAAAAUGGAGAAAAUUCGACCAUUUUCAACUGCCCUUCGGCAGUGCCAUUAUUUAUUUAUUUAUUUCUUCUUCUUCUUUCAAAGAAUGAAUGUAAGAUUUGUCAGUGUAUGCUUGCUUACCCUGCUGAAAAAUAUCUUAAACCAGCCUAGGCUGGAUUGCUGGUUUAAGCUGGUUUAGCUGAUCUCCCAGCUUGGCCAAGCUGGUGUUCAGCAUGUUUUGGUGGUUGAACAGCCUCCUAGCAUGACCAGCUAAGUCUAAAUCCAGCUAAUUCCAGCAAACCAGUUUAGGCUGGUUUAAACUGUUUAUUUCAGCAAGAUUUCUUCUGAUUUGGUUCGAAAACACACACACACACACACAAAACAUACCCUAAAAACAUAAAGGGCAACAACUGAUUUGCUAGCCCGCUAGGUUAGCUAUGUUAGCACACUGUUUGAAGUAGAGCUAAUAAAAAUACACAUUUUGUGGAUGGUGCUUAGCCUCAUUGUCAGCCCAGAAGUAGAAAGUAAAAAGUAGUGAUAAAAAGGCUUUAACUGGUUUUAAUGUUCCUUGCUUAAAUCUCGAAAUGGAUAAGCGAUGGCAGACUAUGCUAAUUCACCCUAUUUUUCUUUUUAUACAGUCUGUUUUCAUUUAGUAAAUCCAUCCUUCAGCUGAUUUUUAUUUUUUUAUUCUCCAUCUUUUGCACAUCCGCAAAAUCUUGGCCUGUAUCAUCAUUCUCCAUUGCGUGCCUUUUCUUCUCUGUAACUCAACACACUUACUGUAUAUUCACACAUAUGAGGCAGCUAGCUCUGAUUCUUUCCAGCACUGAUAUUUGAGGUUAAACCUUGCAUUUUUGUGGUUAUUUAUAUGCAGCUGUGUUUAGUGAGAUUUUGAAAGACACUGUUGAUUGUUCCUAAAUGAGGUAACCUGCAAGAUCUCCAAAUAUAAGUUAGUAGGACACUUUCAGAGUGAACAGGCCUCUUGAUCAGUGGUUCUCAUUUGUUUUGCUUCAGGACCCAAAUUUUACAUUGGACAUCAAGUGGUGACCAACAAGAUGUUCUUUUGAUUUCUGUGUACAUUUUGUGCAAAUACAGUGAAAAGUGAGAGAAAACAGAGCCAGAAAACUGGAUUUUUUUUAAUUUAACGAUGUGCACUCACUUGCAGUUUGAAAUGUGCAUCUUUAAAAAAGGAGGCUGAUGCAAGUCUAAAAUUCCUCUGUUACCAUUUAUUGAUUUAUUAAUGAAAGCAGUGCCAAGGGUUGCUGCACUAUGGUUAACAAUUUGACAGUUUGAAAAGUCAAAUUGGCCCCUACACUCCAUGGGGGAAAUGUCUGCUUGUUAUCACCUCCUGUCUGCUAUAAUUUGUUUUCCUUUUCCUGUUUCUUGUUCCUUUCUUCCUGACCUCACUGUUUUUUCCUGUUACUAUGGCUACAUGGCCUGCUAGACAACAGGAUCGGACUCUUUAUUUGUUAUGGUAACACACUGAAAAUCGGAAGCAUUCUCCUAGCAACCCUUCUGGGCAUGGUGCUAUUAAAACAACAUUGUAUUGCUGGAUUGUUUCAACUAAAGCUGUGAUUACAAUGUAACACAAACCAUAUUUGUGCCCACCUUCCCAAACAAGACAUCUCUCAUGUCCCUACUAUCUUGGUGGCAUAUUCUACCCCUGAACUGUGAUUGAAAGGACAACACUUCAACAAAAUCAGUUUUUAAUCAGUAUUUUAUCUCGUAAAAAAAAUCUAAACAUUUUUAAAACAAGAUAAAUUUGCUUGCUAUGAGAGAAUUUAUCUUGAAUUUUUUUUCCUUUCUCCAUUGGCAUUUUGUUGUUGUUGUUUUUAAGAAUAUUUCUCAAAAUGUUGUUUGAUUUAUGCAUAGAACUAUUUGCUAAUUGGUUGAGAAAAUUAAAAAAAUUAAAAUUCUCUCAUCAUUUACUCACCCUCAUGCCAUCUCAGAUGUGUAUGACUUUCUUCUGCAGAACAAAAAGAAAAAUAUUUAAAUGAAUAUUUCAGCUCUGUAGGUCCAAACAAUGCAAGUGAAUGGGUGCCAAAAUUGUGAAGCUCCAAAAUCCAUAUAAGGGAAAAAUAAAAGUACUCCAGACAACUCUGGUAGUUAAAUCCAUAUAUCCUGAAGCGAUUUGAUAGGUGUGGGUGAGAAACAGAUCAAUAUUUAAGUCCUUUUUUACUAUAAAUUCUCCUCCCUGCUCAGUCAGUUUCCACUACUUUCACUUUCUCAUUCUUCUUCUUCAGUUUUUGGUGAUUCACAUAAUUCUUGCAUAUCACCCCCUAUGGGGCAGGGAGGAGAAUUUAUGACAAACAAAAUGAUAAAAUAUUGAUCUGUUUCUCACCCGCACCUAUCAUAUUGUGUCUGAACACAUGGAUUUAACCACUGGAGUCAUAUGGAUUACUUUUAUGCCCCCUUUAAAAAUUUUGGCACCCAUUUACUUGCAUUGAAUGGACCUACAGAGCUGAAAUAUUCUUCUAAAUACGUUAAUUUGUGUUCUGCAGAAGAAAGAAAGUCAUACACAUCUGGGAUGGCAUGAAGGUGAGUAAAUCAUGAGAGAAUUUUCAUUUUGGGUGAACUAUCCCUUUAAUAUCUUAAAAAUGACGAAUUUUGUUUCUCUUUAAAUUUUGUACGUUUUGUCUGGAAAACAAAAAUACUGAUUAAGUUCAUGAUGUGCAGUGAAGUUGGUGAUGAAAUACAGGAUGAACUGGAAACAGAAUGGCCCUAUGUGAGUUGUACAUGUCUUUACCAAGAUACCCUGCUCAGAAUGCCAUAGCCACAUACUGUAUUAUGAGCAUAUGCAAGAGUUCAUAUAAGACAUGUCUUUAGCGUUUCCUCUGAUCUCAUUUAGAGCAGCUGUCCAGCACUAACACCACGCAUUUGUAUACACACACAUUUUGCAAUGUACACCUGAAUGUUCUUCUAUGCCUGGUAUGUGAUCUGUGUCAAAUGUAGAUGGGAGUUGGAAGAUUGUUCAAUAUGAGAUUGCCAAUGGUUUAUAAUCCUGCCCCUCUGUUUCCCCUGUUGUACCCAUGAGCGCUGACCCUGUCCCCACUACAGAAGUGAAGCUGUUGUGUGCUGGUGGUGUUUAUUCUGUUGGCUGUGCAGUUUGAGGUUGCUUGCUUGCUCUGAAAAGUGUCAAAUUAGAUAGUGAUGUAAAAAAAUGAAAAUAAAUAAAAGCAAGAAAUUCC